Messenger RNA from Lathyrus oleraceus (garden pea), 635 nucleotides. RefSeq lists its product as uncharacterized. The coding region runs from base 122 to 391 and encodes 89 amino acids. The record is from RefSeq and is a predicted model, not a curated record. The transcript is spliced from 2 exons. Lineage: Eukaryota; Viridiplantae; Streptophyta; Magnoliopsida; Fabales; Fabaceae.
AUGUUAGAUUAUCUGAGAAUUUUUCUUGAAUAUAUGGUUUUCCACAAAAACACAUUCGAGUUUGAACUCUAGCUAUUUCAUUGUUUAGGUUUAUUAUUGAGAGUGAAGAGAAUCGAGAGAGAUGCAUCUUUGGCCAACAAAGAAUCUCAGAGAUUCAUUCAAGUUAUCUUACCUUAAAAACCUCGAAUGGAACUACCAACGAAUGAAAAAAGACCAACAACGUCAAUCAUCAACCGAACAAAAACUGUUGGAAGACAACAACAACAACAAGGUUGUUGACACUGCCCAAACUGGAGCGGGAGGUGCAGCUUCCAUAUGCCAUGAGCUUCUAUUGAUUCUUUCUUGCUGUUACUGUUGUUUCUGCUGCGGCGCUUGUGUCGAAGAGAAAUAAGGAACAAAUAGCUGGCUUGACUUCAACUGUGUCAUCAAGGUCAUGGUUAGAAAACUUGUGCUACAAGGACCAAACUGUGUGCAUAUAAUUAUUUAGAUUUUAUAAUUGUCAUAUAAUUAUUCUACUCUGUGAUUUGUAAUGCUCAUGUCAAACAGAGUUACUAUCAUACAAGAACCAAAUUUUGUACAGCUGGUUAUUGGAUCUCAUUAUUCCUAGAUUUUAAUGCUAGACAAUAAUUGUCCUA